Molecule: messenger RNA, 457 nt
Organism: Polychytrium aggregatum
Lineage: Eukaryota; Fungi; Chytridiomycota; Chytridiomycetes; Polychytriales
Product: 60s acidic ribosomal protein-domain-containing protein
Exons: 4
Coding region: 62-409 (115 amino acids)
Biological process (GO): cytoplasmic translation; translational elongation
Cellular component (GO): ribosome; cytosolic large ribosomal subunit
Molecular function (GO): protein kinase activator activity; structural constituent of ribosome; ribonucleoprotein complex binding
Source: RefSeq, a predicted model, not a curated record
CAGUUUAAGAUCCGAAAGGCCCCCUUUUGUGGUUAAAGUAAGCUUUACGGACACAUACAAAAUGUCUCUCUCUACCUCCGAGGCCGCCUGCGUUUACGCUGCUCUUGCUCUCCAUGACGACGGUGUCGAGAUCACCGCCGACAAGCUGAAUGCCCUCAUCUCUGCUGCUGGCAUUCAGAUCGAGAGCAUCUGGGCCACCAUCUUUGCCAAGGCUCUCGCUGGCAAGGACAUCGGUGCCUUCCUCCUGAACGUCGGCUCUGGUGCCGGUGCCGCCCCCGCUGCCGCUGCCGCCCCCGCCGCCGGUGGUGCCGCCGCUGCCGCUGCCCCCGCCGCUGAGGCCAAGAAGGAGGAAAAGAAGGAAGAGGAGGAGGAAGAGGAUGAUGACAUGGGCUUCGGUCUCUUCGAUUAAGCGCUUUGCUAGUCGCCGUCAAUUGAAUACACUUCCUCUUCUACACCA